CCACAUGAUCAACAACACGACACCGUUUUGAAAUAACUUCCCAUCCUCACCUUCCUAAAAUUAAAAAAAAAAAAAAAACACAUAGUAGAUCAGAGACGGUUAUCAUCUUCCUCGAUGGAUUCUAAAACCUUUUCAUUGAUACUACUGAUUACUUCAUCAAUUCUAUGCAUUCAACCUAGGGCCGAUGGAACUCACUCAGUUUACUUCCUCGAUAGCUCAUCUCACUCAUAUUUUCACUCUCGAUCAUCUCAGUCCAAAACAAUGUCACUUCCGGAAGUAGGUGCUGCUGUUUCAGUAUUGCUUGGUUUUGCACCUCCUUCAACAUUGUCCUCUGCCAGCUCAGAAAAGUUAAAUGAGGUGCUUUUGCCUAACCCCUUUAAUAGGCCUCAUGCUGUUUUCUUCCUAGAGAUCACUGGAUUUCGAGAUAUGCAGCCUGAGCUCGGAUUCAAGAGUAAUAUUUUCAGUAAAGCCUUUAAGAGUGAAGUUGCUAUCGGAACUGCUGAAAUUCAAUUUUCUGAUGAAGAUGAGUUGACUCUAUUCCCUUUGAAUAAACCACUUCCCGAGGAUCUGACCGACAAUGAUUUAACCAAUUUUGCUUCUUGGUUGGGUGGAUCCUAUGUUAAUACCGCACCCGAGCCAUUGAGUGGAGAGUUGACCAUCCCUUUGGCAAAUGAUGUUCAAUUAAAGCUUCACAUCUCAAAAAACGCAGACCGAGAAUUUAUAACGAGCAUCAUUUCUCUAUUCCAUAAUGUCAGGGAACUAACAGCAGUCCCUAUGUGUUCACCUGAAAAUAUGCCAGCAGAAUUGAUGAAAGGAAGAUUUGAUGGUUUUAAGGAUUUCCAAUAUCACUACGGAACAGAUGAAAUCGUUCAGAAAGGUGCUGAAUUGUUGGUGACAUCAGUAUCCAAGAUGUACGACUACUUGCAACGAUCCCAAGGUCGUAUUGUUGGGGUAGUUGUUUUUAUUGAUUCACCCGCUAAAGAAUCCAAUACAAUGCCAACCUUAAAUUUCACAAAAGCAUCUCCAAGGUGGUUGGAGGAAAAAGAAGGUUCCCGUGAUGCAGCAUUGAUCGCAGAAAUGCUUCUUGUCAGACGGACCUUAGCAUGGAUCACCGGCAUAAUUCUUAUAAUUGCCACUCUUAUGGGGGUAUGGUUCCUCAUGUAUAUGCCGCUCACGAGAGACACCCUUUUGUAUUCUAACGUCAAGCUCGACUAGACCGGGACUCAAUUUGCAUUCUAAACUUUGUUGCUUGUCAAGCAAGAAACAAUGUAUCAUCACUCAUCAACCUUUAUAUUACUGUCUCAUGAAUUUUGAAACAUAAGUAAAA
Helianthus annuus (common sunflower) is the source of this 1327-nucleotide messenger RNA. RefSeq lists its product as uncharacterized. The transcript is spliced from 8 exons. Bases 115 to 1215 code for a protein of 366 amino acids. NCBI's taxonomy places the organism in Eukaryota, Viridiplantae, Streptophyta, Magnoliopsida, Asterales, Asteraceae. Gene Ontology annotation, cellular component: endomembrane system. The record is from RefSeq and is a predicted model, not a curated record.